ACAGGAAAAAUGGGCAAGCGUAAGGAUUUGAGAGAGUUUGACAAGGACCAAAUUGUGAUGGCUAGACGACUGGGUCAGAGCAUCUCCAAAACUGCAGCUCUUUUAGGGUGUUCCUGGUCUGCAGUGGUCAGUAUCUAUCAAAAGUGCUCCAAGGAAGGAACAGUGGUGAACCGGCGACAGGGUCAUGGGCGGACAAGGUGAGGAGCGAAGGCUGGCCCGUGUGAUCUGAUCCAACAGACGAGCUACUGCAGCUCAAAUUGCUCAAGAAGUUAAUGCUGGUUCUGAUAGAAAGGUGUCAGAAUACACAGUGCAUCGCAGAUUGUUGCGUAUGGAGCUGCAGACCAGUCAGGGUGCCCAUGCUAACCCCUGUCCACCGCUGAAAGAGCCAACAGUGGACACGUGAGCAUCAGAACUGGACCACGGAGCAAUGGAAGAAGGUGGCCUGGUCUGAUGAAUCAUGGAUGGCCGGGUACGUGUGCGUCACUUACCUGGGGAACACAUGGCACCAGGAUGCGCUAUGGGAAGAAGGCAAGCCGGCGGAGGCAGUGUGAUGCUUUGGGCAAUGUUCUGCUGGGAAACCUUGGGUCCUGCCAUCCAUGUGGAUGUUACUUUGACACGUACCACCUACCUAAGCAUUGUUGCAGACCAUGUACACCCUUUCAUGGAAACGGUAUUCCCUGGUGGCUGUGGUCAAAACUGUCCCACCAGCAAAAAUAUUUUGAUAGUGGCGCGUCGCGUUGCACCGCUCGUGUCCGCUGUAGACCGGCUUUGCAUUCACAAAACUAAAUUCUUCAUCAGGAUGUUGCAGUGAUUGUAGUGAAACAUCUGAUUGUGACGAUGGGGAUUUUUGGGAACCUGGCCUGUACGGGUCAGGCCAACUGUUACAACAACACUUCCAAAGACUACUGCUACUCGGCCCGGAUCCGCAGUACUGUACUGCAGGGGCUGCCCUUCGGAGGGGUUCCCACGGUCCUCGCACUGGACUUUAUGUGCUUCCUGGUUCUUCUUUUUGUCUUCUCCAUCUUACGGAAAGUGGCGUGGGAUUACGGCCGUCUGGCCCUGGUGACUGAUGCUGACAGACAGAAGAGAAGAUUCAACGGUCUGGAGGAGCGGGAGUAUGUGGCUUCAGCUCUACAUUCUGAAACGCCGGACCGUUAUGAACGUCUCACCUCCGUCUCCAGCUCGGUGGAUUUCGAACAGCGAGAUAACGGCUUCUGCUCCUGGUUGACGGCCAUAUUCAGAAUAAAGGACGAGGAGAUCCGGGAGAAGUGCGGUGAAGAUGCCGUCCACUAUCUGUCCUUCCAGCGGCACAUCAUCGGUCUGCUGGUCGUGGUGGGCGUGCUGUCGGUGGGCAUCGUUCUGCCUGUCAACUUCUCAGGCAACCUGCUAGACAACAACGCAUACAGCUUUGGACGUACAACAAUCGCCAACUUGGAUUCCAAAAAUAACCUCUUGUGGCUGCACACGUCAUUCGCCUUCAUGUACCUGCUCCUCACCGUCUACAGCAUGAGGCGUCACACGUCCAAGAUGCACUACAAAGAAGAUGACCUGGUGAAACGCACUUUAUUUAUCAACGGCAUUUCUAAAUAUGCAGAAGAAAGCCAUAUAAAACAGCACUUUGAACAGGCGUACGAGAACUGUGUUGUACUGGAAGCACGUGUUUGCUACAACGUGGCGAAACUAAUGUCUCUCAACGCAGAGAGGAAGAAGACUGAACGCAGUAAGAAGUUUUUCACGGAUCUGAUGGCUAAGGAACACAUGCCCACCAUGAUCAACCCGAAGCCCUGCGGUCACCUGUGCUGCUGUGCCAUUACAGGCUGUGAAGAGGAGGAGGCCGUGAGUUAUUACACCAAACUGGAGGCCAAACUGAAAGAGGAAUACAGGAAGGAGAAAGAGAAGGUCAACACCAAACCGCUGGGCAUGGCAUUCGUCACCUUCCAGAACGAGGCCAUGACAGCAAUAAUCCUGAAGGACUUUAAUGCGUGUCAGUGUCAGGGCUGUAAGUGCCGUCAGGAGCUGCGUUCCUCUCAGUUCAGUGAAAAUCUUCAUGUCUAUAACUGGAGCGUCAGCUAUGCACCGGACCCCCAAAACGUGCGCUGGGAGCAUCUGUCUUUGGGAGGAGUUUCCUGGUGGCUUCGCUGCUUCAUCAUCAACUGCAUCCUCUUCAUCCUCCUCUUCUUCCUCACCACCCCAGCCAUCAUCAUCUCCACGAUGGACAAGUUCAACGUCACCAAGCCUGUGGAGUAUCUGAACAACCCGAUCGUCACCCAGUUUUUCCCCACGCUGCUCCUGUGGGCCUUCUCCGCCCUGCUGCCCACCAUCGUCUACUAUUCUGCCUUCUUUGAAGCCCACUGGACCAGGUCGGGGGAGAACAGGACCACCAUGCACAAGUGUUACACGUUCCUCAUCUUCAUGGUUCUCCUGCUGCCGUCUCUGGGUCUCAGCAGUUUGGACGUUUUCUUCCGCUGGCUGUUCGACAAAAAAUUCCUGGCUGAUGCCACUGUCAGAUUUGAGUGUGUCUUCCUUCCUGAUAACGGAGCGUUUUUUGUGAACUACGUCAUCGCGUCUGCGUUCAUCGGAAACGCUAUGGACCUGCUGCGGAUUCCAGGUCUUCUCAUGUACAUGAUCCGGCUGUGUUUGGCUCGCUCGGCCGCAGAGAGACGCAACGUCAAACGGCAUCAAGCCUAUGAGUUUCAGUUCGGGGCUGCCUACGCCUGGAUGAUGUGCGUUUUCACCGUCGUUAUGACGUACAGCAUCACCUGCCCAAUCAUCGUUCCCUUCGGACUGAUGUACAUGCUCCUGAAGCACCUGGUGGACAGGUACAACAUGUACUACGCUUACCUGCCCUCUAAACUCGACAAGAAGAUCCACUCCGGAGCCGUCAAUCAGGUGGUGGCCGCGCCCAUCCUGUGCCUCUUCUGGCUACUGUUCUUCUCCACCGUGCGGACAGGGUUUUCGACCCCAACAUCCAUGUUUACCUUCGUGGUGCUCAUCAUCACCAUCGUGGUCUGCCUGUCUCACGUCUGUUUCGGUCACUUUAAAUACCUCAGCGCGCACAACUACAAGAUCGACACCAAGGACACAGAGGUUGACGGAGUGGAGAACGGACGCCCUGCUAGAUCUUCACCCUCCAACAAAUCUCAGCAGAUGUACAUCGCCCAGGUCCUGCAAGACCCAAACUCCGAUGAGAUCGGAGCAGGCAGCGGAGAGGACGACGGUCAGGGGUCCUCGCAGGACGAGGAGAUGAUCAACGGCGGCAACAGCCUGAACGAGGCAGACUUCCAGUCCGGAGAGGACAGUCUCAUCGCCAACGAAGUCCACCAUUAACAAAGCCGAGACGGGAGAGAGAAAGGCGGAAGGAUGAGAGCAUGAAAAAGAACCGAUCGCAAGGCCUUCGUCCGCACAUGUCUGUUUUGUCCCCUCUCUGAAUUUGCCGGAUGUUUGUUGGCUCAAAACAUCAGCACCUUAGAAACCCACGUCUGCCAAAACACUUGAACACAGACUGUACAAAGCACACGCGCCCGCACACAUCGAUGCCAACACGCUUCAAAAGACCAUCGUCAUGUGCAUGAACGCUCGACGGCGGCGACUGCUUGUUUGGAACCGAAUCAAAUUCUCGAUUGGAACUAAGACUUCCUGGAGUUCCCCUUUCGUAAAGGUCCAUGAAUAUUUCCUAGUUUGGUUCGAAUACCCUCAGGAAAAGGAAAAACGGAUGGAAAGAAAGCUCUCCUCUUUCUCAUCCCAUGGUUCGCCUUAACAGCGAUGGCAUUCCCAGUCGACGCCACUUAAUUUGCUUGCUUUUUCUUGUCCUUUGCCUAAACGAUUGGAUUUCAUCUGGCAUUCCAAAGGAAAUGUGCAAUAGUGAGAGCGUAGAGGAGGAAUCGUGACACAAUUCGGCUUGCAAACGUGUUGGCUUUGACAAACUGCGUUCACUGUACAGUAUUCUGCCAGAACACUAAGAGACUCCAUACCGACUGAACUUCUCCCCGAUGUACAGUAUUUCCAGAGACGCGCUGUGUGUUUGUGUUGUCAUUGAAUGACCCAUAUUCUUACGUUUUUGUUUUGGUAUUUUUAAUGCUAAUUUUGCCUUGACAACCUUUAAUGGAUGUGUUUGUAUGCCUGCAACGGAGUACCGAAGUCCUCGUCCUCGUAGCGCAGUAGAAACCUAACGCCGCUCAUGACGGACGAGAUGCAAAUCAGCGAUGGAGAAUAAUUCAUUCAGUCACUGGUUGUUUGCGUCCCGCAGUAGAUCGGGAAACUAUGGAAGCUUGUUUCCACCACUGAAUUAAAAAUAAAAAAGGUAAUUGCGACUAAUAUCUCACAGUUCUGACUGUUGUGUGGUAUGAAGUCGCAAUUGCGAGUUAUAAAGUCAGAAUUGUGAGAUAUAAAGUAAGAAUUGCGUGAUAUAUGAAUCGUGAUAUGAACUCGCAAUUGUGAGAAAUAGUGAGAAUUGCGUGAAAUAAAGUCGCAAUUGCGAGAUAUAGUCAGAAUUGCAAAAUAUAAACUCGCAUUUCUGGCUUUUUCUCAAAAUUGUGAUAUGAACUCAAAAUUGCGAGGAAAAAGUCAGAAUUUUGGGUUUGUAUCUCACAAUUCUGACUUUAUCGCAAUUGUGAGUUUAUAACUCGCAAUUCUGACUUUGUUUCUCGCGAUUGAGUUUUUAUCUCACAAUUCUGACAUAACUCAGCAAUUUCCACCACUGAAUAAAAAAAAGAUAAUUGCGACUUUUUAUCUUGCAAUUCUGACAUUAUAACUCGCAGCAAUUUUGAGUUUUACAUCUCGCAGUUCUGAGAAGUCAGAAUUGCGAGAUGUAAACUCGUGAUUGUGAGAGAAAAAGUCGCAAUUAUCAUAUUAUUUUUUUAUUCAGUGGCGGAAACAAGCUUUCAUAGAAAACUGCCGAUCCAGAUCUUGUCGAAUGUUAGUUUAGAAACCGCGUCGCUGUAGACUGAAUGGUUUAAACGAAGACAGCCCGUGAAAAACAGCAAGCGUUCCCUGUUCGGUGCCUGCUUUUGUACGAGAUGUUUUGGGAGAUGCAUUGGAAAUGCAUUUUGUUGAGUCGGUUUUCAUUUUUAGUUGUGUAGUUAAACCUUGUGAGGUCGAUCUAAUCCAAAUACUAAUACUACGAGAAAUGUAGCGUCACGUGAAGCACUUGACAGUCGAUCCGAAGCAGCAGCAACAAAUUACUUUUAGUUUUACUGAGCUAGAUGAGUAAAAUAAUAACGGCUAGUUAUUAAAAGAGAUCUGGAUCCGUUUGCAAUAAACCCCAAGCUGAGAAAACACUUAAUUUUUUUGUUUUUUUACGAAUUUCGAUUAAUAGUAAAAUUCCAUCAAAUUUAAUUAAAUGUACCUUACAUAUCAUUCAUAUGAAUAAAAAAAAAAAAACUAGAGUGUAAUAAAACAUUUUGUAUAAAUCUUAAUGGAAAAGGGGAUUGGUCCAUUUAGUUUAUGAUUCAUACUGAUAAAUUUAAAUAUUUUCUUUUUUUUUUUUUUUUUAAAUGAAUACGAGAUUUAUACAAAAUGUUUUAUUAAGCUCUAGUUCUUUUUUACUCAUUUAAAAUUCUUAAUUCAUAACAUGAAUAAUACGUAAGGAUUAUUCAAUUCAAUUUGAUGGAAUUUUACUAUUAAUUGAAAUGCUCAAAUCUUAAAACAGGCUAAUAUCUAGCUUACCUUUGGGGUUUGUUGCAACCGGCUCAAGACAUUUAAAUCCAUCUGGAUCCCUCAAAAACAGUGAAAUCCCAGUCCGAGAGGUUUCUAUUGGCCGUUUACUGAAGCCAAUCAGGUUUUAGAGUGGCAUAUUGUCAAUAUAAGACAGAAACCAGGUUUGUUUUUUCCAGCACAAUGACCAUGAAGGGACUAAAGUGCAUGUCAACAUGUACAAACUUUUGUGAUACGUUACAGACCUCAGUCAGGGACACAUCCAUACUUUUCCAGAACACUGAAAUGCACAAAAACCUCAUUCAUGAGACAUGAGCAUCUCCAUCUUACAACUAAAAAGUUGAGAUUAAUUCAGCUGGUGUUUCAUGAAUGAAUUUGUACUUGAGUGAAAUGAAUCAUGAUGUAUAUCCAGACUAUUAUUAUUACAGUAUUUCAUGUUUUCAUACCUGCUGCUGCACAUAGUUCCUCUAGAUUGAUGUGCCAGAUUUGUUUAGCAGCCUGAAAUAAAACUUUGCAGUAGUUUCUGUGUCCAACCGACACAUCAUGUCUGAAACCUUUAUAAGCUGAUGAGAGGUGUAGAUCAGGUGUACAGUGAGAUUUGCACUGAUGGUUUUCACUUUUGUUUGUUUUUUGUUACUGUAUUCUCUGGAUGAAGAUGAAUCUGUUACCGGUUUGCAUCAAGAACACGUAGUACGACUAACUGGAUUCACCAAGUAACUGGUACUAAAAUGGCGCCGAGUAACUGGUACUAAAAUGGCGCCCAGUAACUUGAGAAAUGAAAUCGAACAGCCUCAGGUGUUCUUUUAUUUUCCAAAAGACAAAAAAAAUGUUUACAUCUGCGUGUUUGUCAUCUGUCAUUUUUUUUACUUGUUUUUUUUCCUACAUUUCUCAUCGAUGAAGACACAAAGGGUAAACUAUGAAAGCUGUAGCUACAGCGUCUGUGCGUCGUUCAUCGUAGCUACACGCCGGAGAUACUGACGUCGAUUUGUGUCUGCCCGCGCUUUUGAAGAUCGUCGAUGAUGAUCGGUGUGUGUGUGAAUAUUCUGUGAAGAAGUGAACGUGAGCACACGAUAUUGAAAAGUUGGAUUUGUAUAUCCAAAUUAAGGCCAUUUCUUCGUUUCUGGACUGUCCCAUUUUUCGGGGUUCCUCACCGGCUUCUUAUUGAGUUAAUGGCGUGAAGGUCUCUUCAGCAUUUGGCGGUGAAGUAAAGAGCGGUGCGGGUAUUUUUGUAAAAUUGUACUGUUUGGAGAUGCAAAUGUUCAGCCUGUUGAAGUAUUUGAUACUAGUAAUGUAUUAAAGACGUGUCAAAGCUAGCUGUCGCUUAAUGGAUUUUUAAUAUAUCAUGACUUUGUUUUAUAUUAAGCUAAACAUUAAGUUAUGAAGCGCAGAAUGUGUUUUAGAACGAAAACACUGGAGAUGCAAUUUUGCUCAGAGCUGUGCGUUAUGCAAGAAUGAAUUACAGGAUGAUGUCUGUACAAACCUUGAUUUCCAGCACAGUUCUGAUGCCGAUGUACAGUAUGUUUGAGUGGAUGAAAAUGAGCUGUUUCUGUUCUUGUAUUCUGCUCACAUGCGGCUUCAACACUGUAGAAGGACUGAUCUAGAACCCGUGUGAGAUUUCUUUUGACAUUUUUUUUCUGUCCAAAGGUCGUCCUUAUGGUGAAGCAUUUGUCAUCUUCAGUUUCUUGAUCAAUAAAAGUUGGUAUUCAUUCUGUGCA
This is a messenger RNA of Ctenopharyngodon idella (grass carp), 7367 nucleotides long. Its product is annotated as CSC1-like protein 2. Bases 838 to 3327 code for a protein of 829 amino acids. The transcript has 24 exons. Gene Ontology annotation, cellular component: plasma membrane. Gene Ontology annotation, molecular function: calcium-activated cation channel activity; nucleic acid binding. The record is from RefSeq and is a predicted model, not a curated record. NCBI's taxonomy places the organism in Eukaryota, Metazoa, Chordata, Actinopteri, Cypriniformes, Xenocyprididae.